Molecule: messenger RNA, 1628 nt
Organism: Doryrhamphus excisus (bluestripe pipefish)
Lineage: Eukaryota; Metazoa; Chordata; Actinopteri; Syngnathiformes; Syngnathidae
Gene: slc16a1a
Product: solute carrier family 16 member 1a
Biological process (GO): plasma membrane lactate transport
Cellular component (GO): basolateral plasma membrane
Molecular function (GO): lactate:proton symporter activity
Source: RefSeq, a predicted model, not a curated record
CAAAGAGUUUGUUCAAUGAUCUGUGUUGACUUAUCCCGCUGAGCUUAUCUGGCCCGGUUUGAGAGUGCCUGCCAGUUGAGAGGUACCCCUAUUUGCACCACAUACAGAAGCCAACGUUUGUUCGAGAAAAAUGCCAGCAGCUGUCGGAGGUCCUGUUGGCUACACACCCCCUGAGGGUGGCUGGGGCUGGAUGGUGGUGGCUGGUGCCUUCAUUUCUAUUGGAUUCUCCUAUGCGUUCCCCAAGUCCAUCACGGUCUUCUUCAAAGAGAUUGAGGCGAUCUUCAACGUGACCAGCAGCCAGGUUUCCUGGAUCUCCUCGAUCAUGUUAGCGGUCACGUAUGGAGGAGGACCUAUCAGCAGUAUCCUGGUGAACAAAUAUGGGAGUCGUCCUGUUAUGAUGCUGGGGGGAUGUCUGUCUGGUCUGGGCCUCAUUGCUGCCUCCUUCUGCAAUUCUGUCCAAGCCCUGUACUUCUGUAUUGGUGUUGUGGGAGGUUUGGGAUUGUCUUUUAAUCUGAACCCCGCCCUCACCAUGAUUGGGAAAUACUUCUACAACAGGCGCCCCAUCGCCAAUGGCAUCGCCAUGGCUGGUAGUCCGGUCUUCCUCUCCACGCUGGCCCCUCUCAACACGUGGUUCUAUGACCGUUUUGGCUGGAGAGGAAGCUUCCUCAUCCUGGGUGGCCUUUUGCUCAACUGUUGUGUUGCCGGGUCCCUCAUGAGGCCAAUCGGACCAAAGCCCAAACCUGCAGAGAAGACAGUCGGGAGGAGGAGCAUGACGCAGAUUAUUAACAGCUUCAUUGACCUGUCGUUGUUUAAGCAUCGUGGCUUCCUGCUUUAUAUUUCAGGCAAUAUUAUAAUGUUCUUCGGACUUUUUGCGCCGUUGGUGUUCCUUAGUAACUACGCAAAGAGUAAAGAGAUCCCUAAAGAGAAAGCAGCGUUCCUGCUGUCGGUGCUGGCGUUUGUUGACAUGGUCGCCCGGCCCUCUAUGGGCAUUGUGGCCAACACUAAGUGGGUUCGACCCAGGAUUCAGUACUUCUUUGCCGCUUCUGUGUUGUACAACGGUGUCUGCCACGUAUUGGCUCCCAUUUCGGUAGACUACAAAGGCUUUGUGAUUUAUGCCAUUUUCUUUGGCUUUGCUUUUGGCUGGCUGAGCUCGGUAUUGUUCGAGACUUUGAUGGACCUGGUGGGAGCCCAACGCUUCUCUAGUGCCGUUGGCCUGGUCACUAUCAUUGAGUGUGGACCUGUGUUGCUGGGGCCCCCUUUGCUAGGCAAGUUUAAGGACAUCUAUCAUGACUACAAAUACACGUACCAGGGCUGCGGGAUCCUCCUUAUCGUCUCCAGUUUUUUCCUCUUUAUGGGGAUGGGGCUCAACUAUCGGCUGCUGCGGAAAGAGAAAAAAGAGGAGGAGCGGAUGGCCAAAGUGGGAGAGCAAAGAUCCUACAGGGACAAAGCUGCCAAGGUGGUAGAGGCCAGGAACACCGAUACCGUUUAAGUCUUUUGCCCCUUUUAAAUUGGAAAAAAAUGCAAACAAAAAACAAACCCUGACUCAUUUAGGAUGCUAUUUCUGUUAUUUCAACAUUAAUAUUGUACCCUCACAUGCACUUAAAUGCUAAAUAUGUAUCCUCAAUGUU